UAUUUUUACUCAGAUGUCGACGAAUGCACUGCUUCCUUUCCUGUCUGUGAUGUCAAUGCUCAAUGUUCGAACACUCGUGGGUCUUAUAGCUGCAGAUGCAAAGUUGGUUAUUCUGGAAGCGGAAAAACUUGCAAAGGUCUGUGUGGAGGUGGUAUCAAACAGCUUUUGCAGCGAGAUAAGGAUAAGCAACACUAGAUUUACUUGUCUCGAAACUUCGAACUGGUAGCUCGUUCUACCUCGCAGCAAUUGUGUUUUGAAUUCCAAAACAAUUUUAAAUCUUAAUUUUGAACGACUUUUUGUUACGGACUUGUGCUCCAACUCAUAACAAAUUUUCGAUGUUAUCUAAUACAGCUGUGGUAAUAAUUUGUUUUAAAAAUUAUUUUUACUCAGAUGUCGACGAAUGCACUGCUUCGCCAUCUCCUGUAUGUGAUGUCAAUGCUCAUUGUUCGAACACUUGUGGGUCUUAUAGCUGCAGAUGCAAAGUUGGUUAUUCUGGAAGCGGAAAAACUUGCAAAGGUCUGUAUGGAGGUGGUAGCAAACAGCUUUUGCACUAAGAUAAGAAUAAGCAACACUAGAAUUUUACUUGUCCCGAAAAUUCGAACUGGUAUCUCCUUCUACCUCAGAGCAAUUGUGUUUUGAAUUCCAAAACAAUUUCAAAGCUGAAUUUUGAACGACUUUUUCAGUACUAUAUCAAUAAAAGCCGAUACCAGAAAUUUCAUUAAAAAAUUAUGAGCCAAACUUUUCACUGAACGUCAUUUUCCUUAAACAGUAGGAGCUACUAUACUUAACUUCUUAUUUCGCAAAAAAUACAUUUACCAGCAAUGAAAUCGAAGUAUUUCAACUUAUUGCUAAAGGAUAUCGGUGAUUUUUUGCAAAGCCAGUUCCGAGCCAUCGCGUUAAAAACGAUAAAGUUACAAUGAAAAGGUCGUCAUAGAUCAAUGAGCGUCUAUUAAUUGGGUCCAAAUGUUAUUACAGAUGGUACCUUUAUUACACUUGGGUCCAGUUGUUACACUAUUGCCUUCUACAAGACCAACAUGAAUCGUAUGAUUUCGUGCUAACUUUUCAAGGCCAAAUUCGGAAGGGGUUAAGUCUGUCAACGUUGAUGUUAACGGCAUACUUGCCCUCAGCGAAUUUCGCUUGCCGAACAAACAAUGCUUGACAGGCUUAACAGAGGGAACAUAAAAAUGUUUUACCAAAGAAAAUAAAAUAUAUGUAUGUUUCUCAUCCCUCUUUUGUUUAUUUUCAGAUAUAAAUGAGUGCGCAGCUAACUCUGAUAACUGUGACGUCAAUGCUGUUUGUCAAAAUACCGUGGGCUCUCAUACGUGUUUAUGUAAGGCUGGAUAUACAGGAAAUGGAAAACAAUGUCGUGGUAAGGACGUUUUAAACGAAAUACAGUAAGAAAGACUGAAGGCUAUUUUAAACUCACACCACUUUUUUUCAGUAGUAUGGGCUCAAAAUCACCCGGUUCCCAUACUGCCGAGGUGCUUGUAUUGGUAGCGUAGACAGUUGUGCCUGCGACAAAGUUCUCCAUUCCAAAUUGGGAGCGAAGCGAGCCCCGCUACGGAACGCAAAAGCGAGCGGCUAGGGGUAGGGAAAAGGAGAGGUCGCAACUAUCUCUACAGGGUUUUCAUUUCUGGUUCAACAGGGCCGCGAAGCGAAAUACCAUUUGGCUGAAAAAAUAACCUUCCUGCCAUAAACAUUUUCUGUAAAUUUACAUACAAAGCUUAACGUGCUUGGCUCCGAGAAAGAAAACAGGGCGAGAAAGAAAAUCGCUCUAUCUUUCCAUUCCUUUCCUCACCCCUCGUUUCCGCUUCUCCUUUCGCACACCGCUCGUAACCUCGUACGAUGAACCCAACUGAAGAGGUCUUUCGUUAAGGCUGAUGAAGAGUGUUGUAUAAAUAAUAUAGCACAUAAGAAAUAAUGACAUUCUGUUGAAUUUUUUACUCCGGCGUUGGCGAAUGCACUGCUUCUAAUUUUUCCCUUCGUGAGGUCAAUGCUCAAUUUCCGAAUGCUCGAGCUCGUGGGUCGCGACCAAAGUGCGUUAAGAAGGACCUGAGGAGGAGGCAGAAUUAGCAGUCAGAGCAUUGUACUGAUUAUUAGUAAAAUUUAAAAAUGAUUGAAUGAACAAAGCAGAUUCCAAAAGUAUUACGUAUCACCUCCAAAAAUCUACCAUUUUUUUUAAUUUACACUUUUAGACGUGGAACGUUCACUCCUGUGAUGUCAACGCUCUGCUAGCGAAUUUCGCUAGCCUAAAAACAUGCUUAACAGAGGGAACAUAAAAAUGUUUUGCCAAAGAAAAUAAAACAUUUUUUUUAUGUUUCUCAUCCCUCUUUUAUUUAUUUUCAGAUACAAAUGAGUGCACAGCCAACUCUGAUAACUGUGACGUCAAUGCUGUUUGUCAAAAUACCGUGGGCUCUCAUACGUGUUUAUGUAAAGCUGGAUAUACAGGAAAUGGAAAACAAUGUCGUGGUAAGAACCGUUUCAAGGAAAUACAGAAAAGAGACUAUUGGCCAUUUUAAAUUCCCACCCUUUUUUUUUUCAGUAGUAUGGGCUCAAAAUUACCCAGUUCCCAUGUUGCCGAAGUGCUUGUAUUGAUAGGCAGCGAAGACAGUUAUGCCUGCAAACAAGUUCUCCAUUCCAUAAACAUUUUUUGUCAAUGUAGAUACAAAGCUUAACGUGCGUGGCUCCGAGAAAGAAAACAGGGCGAGGAAGAAAAUCGCUCUUGACUAUCUUUCCAUUCCUUUCCUCAUCCCUCGUUUUCGAUUUUCCUUUCGCACACCGCUCGUGAUCUCGCACGAUAAACCCAACUAAAGAGGUCUUUCGUUAAGGCUGCUGAAGAGUGUUAUAUAAAUAUAAUGGGACAUAGUAAAUAAUAACAUUCUGUUGAAUUUUUUACUCCGAUGUUGGUGAAUGCACUGCUCCUAAUUCUCCCCUUCGUGUACGUCAAUGCUCAAUUUCCGAACACGCGUGGGUCGCGAUCAAAGUGCGUUAAGAAGGACCUGAGGAGGAGGCAGAAUUAGCAGUGAGAGCAUUGUACUGAUGAUUAGUAAAAUUUUAAAAUGAUUGCAAUGAACAAAACAGAUUCCAAAAGUAUUACGUAUCACCCCCAAUACAAUUUCAAAGCUGAAUUUUGAACGACUUUUUCAGUACUAUAUCAAUAAAAGCCGAUACCAGAAAUUUCAUUAAAAAAUUAUGAGCCAAACUUUUCACUGAACGUCAUUUUCCUUAAACAGUAGGAGCUACUAUACUUAACUUCUUAUUUCGCAAAAAAUACAUUUACCAGCAAUGAAAUCGAAGUAUUUCAACUUAUUGCUAAAGGAUAUCGGUGAUUUUUUGCAAAGCCAGUUCCGAGCCAUCGCGUUAAAAACGAUAAAGUUACAAUGAAAAGGUCGUCAUAGAUCAAUGAGCGUCUAUUAAUUGGGUCCAAAUGUUAUUACAGAUGGUACCUUUAUUACACUUGGGUCCAGUUGUUACACUAUUGCCUUCUACAAGACCAACAUGAAUCGUAUGAUUUCGUGCUAACUUUUCAAGGCCAAAUUCGGAAGGGGUUAAGUCUGUCAACGUUGAUGUUAACGGCAUACUUGCCCUCAGCGAAUUUCGCUUGCCGAACAAACAAUGCUUGACAGGCUUAACAGAGGGAACAUAAAAAUGUUUUACCAAAGAAAAUAAAAUAUAUGUAUGUUUCUCAUCCCUCUUUUGUUUAUUUUCAGAUAUAAAUGAGUGCGCAGCUAACUCUGAUAACUGUGACGUCAAUGCUGUUUGUCAAAAUACCGUGGGCUCUCAUACGUGUUUAUGUAAGGCUGGAUAUACAGGAAAUGGAAAACAAUGUCGUGGUAAGGACGUUUUAAACGAAAUACAGUAAGAAAGACUGAAGGCUAUUUUAAACUCACACCACUUUUUUUCAGUAGUAUGGGCUCAAAAUCACCCGGUUCCCAUACUGCCGAGGUGCUUGUAUUGGUAGCGUAGACAGUUGUGCCUGCGACAAAGUUCUCCAUUCCAAAUUGGGAGCGAAGCGAGCCCCGCUACGGAACGCAAAAGCGAGCGGCUAGGGGUAGGGAAAAGGAGAGGUCGCAACUAUCUCUACAGGGUUUUCAUUUCUGGUUCAACAGGGCCGCGAAGCGAAAUACCAUUUGGCUGAAAAAAUAACCUUCCUGCCAUAAACAUUUUCUGUAAAUUUACAUACAAAGCUUAACGUGCUUGGCUCCGAGAAAGAAAACAGGGCGAGAAAGAAAAUCGCUCUAUCUUUCCAUUCCUUUCCUCACCCCUCGUUUCCGCUUCUCCUUUCGCACACCGCUCGUAACCUCGUACGAUGAACCCAACUGAAGAGGUCUUUCGUUAAGGCUGAUGAAGAGUGUUGUAUAAAUAAUAUAGCACAUAAGAAAUAAUGACAUUCUGUUGAAUUUUUUACUCCGGCGUUGGCGAAUGCACUGCUUCUAAUUUUUCCCUUCGUGAGGUCAAUGCUCAAUUUCCGAAUGCUCGAGCUCGUGGGUCGCGACCAAAGUGCGUUAAGAAGGACCUGAGGAGGAGGCAGAAUUAGCAGUCAGAGCAUUGUACUGAUUAUUAGUAAAAUUUAAAAAUGAUUGAAUGAACAAAGCAGAUUCCAAAAGUAUUACGUAUCACCUCCAAAAAUCUACCAUUUUUUUUAAUUUACACUUUUAGACGUGGAACGUUCACUCCUGUGAUGUCAACGCUCUGCUAGCGAAUUUCGCUAGCCUAAAAACAUGCUUAACAGAGGGAACAUAAAAAUGUUUUGCCAAAGAAAAUAAAACAUUUUUUUUAUGUUUCUCAUCCCUCUUUUAUUUAUUUUCAGAUACAAAUGAGUGCACAGCCAACUCUGAUAACUGUGACGUCAAUGCUGUUUGUCAAAAUACCGUGGGCUCUCAUACGUGUUUAUGUAAAGCUGGAUAUACAGGAAAUGGAAAACAAUGUCGUGGUAAGAACCGUUUCAAGGAAAUACAGAAAAGAGACUAUUGGCCAUUUUAAAUUCCCACCCUUUUUUUUUUCAGUAGUAUGGGCUCAAAAUUACCCAGUUCCCAUGUUGCCGAAGUGCUUGUAUUGAUAGGCAGCGAAGACAGUUAUGCCUGCAAACAAGUUCUCCAUUCCAUAAACAUUUUUUGUCAAUGUAGAUACAAAGCUUAACGUGCGUGGCUCCGAGAAAGAAAACAGGGCGAGGAAGAAAAUCGCUCUUGACUAUCUUUCCAUUCCUUUCCUCAUCCCUCGUUUUCGAUUUUCCUUUCGCACACCGCUCGUGAUCUCGCACGAUAAACCCAACUAAAGAGGUCUUUCGUUAAGGCUGCUGAAGAGUGUUAUAUAAAUAUAAUGGGACAUAGUAAAUAAUAACAUUCUGUUGAAUUUUUUACUCCGAUGUUGGUGAAUGCACUGCUCCUAAUUCUCCCCUUCGUGUACGUCAAUGCUCAAUUUCCGAACACGCGUGGGUCGCGAUCAAAGUGCGUUAAGAAGGACCUGAGGAGGAGGCAGAAUUAGCAGUGAGAGCAUUGUACUGAUGAUUAGUAAAAUUUUAAAAUGAUUGCAAUGAACAAAACAGAUUCCAAAAGUAUUACGUAUCACCCCCAAAAAUCUACCAAUUUUUUUAAAUUUAAUUUACACUUUUAGAUGUGGACGAGUGUUCCAAAAACGUUCACUCCUGUGAUGUCAACGCUCUACGUCUUCCUUGUCGUGCUAUUGUCGCGUAACUUCAGUUCUAUUUUACUGAGCAAAAUAGUUGUUUCUGAAUUUACCUAAUUAUAUCCUGACUGCCAUUUCUCUAUUUAGGGCUUGUAUUCUUUUAUAUUUUUAUAAUUUACUAUUUAUAUUUACGCUUUGAUUUAUUCUGACAAGAUCUUACAGCUAACGGAUUCAAAGCACCCGUUAAGGUGGCUCGAUAGCGUUUUUGACCUCCAAAGUUUGACCAAAACUACGCCGCCAUUAAAGCUUUCAUGGGUAGAAAUAUGGUAAAAUCUGGACAAUCUUAAUGUUCGGCCGUUAUCUGUAGAAAACAGAGCGAAAAUUUCUCGGAGGAAAAAAGCGCCCGUGAACGAUUCCCAGUGCCAGGAAAUACUCCGGCUGCAAGUAAAAUAAGUAAUGGCGUCAUUUCGUUGCUAUGACAACUCUGAUGUCAUUGUAACCCUGAUCAUAACAAAUUUUCGAUGUUAUCUAAUACAGCUGUGGUAAUAAUUUUUCCAAUUCUUUGUUAAUGGCGACGUAGUUUAUGCUCAAACUUCGAAAGUAUUGACCCUGAAAACCCUAUAGAGCCACCUUUAGUCGAGGAAAACGAGUACGGUGACACUUAAGCUUGUAGGGUAAGUUCGUAGCUGGUCACGUGAUCANAAUGAAGGUCAUUGUUCCCAUUUCCAUGAGACCUCAGAUGAUUUCCAGAGUCCAUUCCAGUCACUUAGGACCUGAUGCCUGUGUACGUCGAGCACGUGAUGUGUUAUUUUGGCCAAGUAUGGCAGGCCAAAUCAAGGAACAAGUUCAAAACUGUGAAGUUUGCAAUGACUUUCUAGCCAGACAACAGAAGGAACCGUUAAUGACACAUAAGAUUCCAGAUACCCCAUGGUCAAAGGUUAGUCAGGGUCUCUUCACCUAUGGAAGUGAGACCUUCCUAGUGACUGUUGACUAUUACAGUGAUUACUUUGAACUAGAUUUGUUGCAAGAUGCAACUAAAGAGUCUGUAGUUGUCUCAGUCAAUUCCUCAGUUAAAGGCCGAAUAACAGUUUCCGCUUCUCCUUUCGCACACCGCUCGUAACCUCGCACGAUGAACCCAACUGAAGAGGUCUUUCGUUAAGGCUGAUGAAGAGUGUUGUAUAAAUAAUAUAGCACAUAAGAAAUAAUGACAUUCUGUUGAAUUUUUUACUCCGGCGUUGGCGAAUGCACUGCUUCUAAUUUUUCCCUUCUUGAGGUCAAUGCUCAAUUUCCGAAUGCUCGAGCUCGUGGGUCGCGACCAAAGUGCGUUAAGAAGGACCUGAGGAGGAGGCAGAAUUAGCAGUGAGAGCAUUGUACUGAUGAUUAGUAAAAUUUUAAAAUGAUUGCAAUGAACAAAACAGAUUCCAAAAGUAUUACGUAUCACCCCCAAAAAUCUACCAUUUUUUUUUUUAAUUUAAUUUACACUUUUAGACGUGGACGAGUGUUCCAAAAACGUUCACUCCUGUGAUGUCAACGCUCUACGUCUUCUUUGUCGUGCUAUUGUCGCGUGACUUCAGUUCUAUUUUACUGAGCAAAAUAGUUGUUUCUGAAUUUACCUAAUUAUAUCCUGACUGCCAUUUCUCUAUUUAGGGGUUAUCUUCUUUAUCAUAUUUUUAUUUAUUUAGUAUUUAUUUAUUUACUAUUUAUAUUUACGCUUUGAUUUAUUCUGACAAGAUCUUACAGCUAACGGAUUCAAAGCACCCGUUAAGGUAGCUCGAUAGCGUUUUUGACCUCCAAAGUUUGACCAAAACUACGUCGUCAUUAAAGCUUUCAUGGGUAGAAAUAUGGUAAAAUCUGGACAAUCUUAAUGUUCGGCCGUUAUCUGUAGAAAACAGAGCGAAAAUUUCUCGGAGGAAAAAGCUCCUGUGAACGAUUCCCAGUGCCAGGAAAUACUCCGGCUGCAAGUAAAAUAAGUAAUGGCGUCAUUUCGUUGCUAUGACAACUCUGAUGUCAUUGUAACCCUGAUCAUAACAAAUUUUCGGUGUUAUCUAAUACAGCUGUGGUAAUAAUUUUCCAAUUCUUUGUUAAUGGCGACGUAGUUUAUGCUCAAACUUCGGAGGUAUUGAACAUGUUAAAACCCUUUUUGCAGUGAGAUAAGAAUAAGCAACACUAGUACUUCUCUCGAAAAAUCGAACUGGUAGCUCGUUCUACCCCAGAGCAAAUGUGUUUUGAAUUCCAAAACAAUUUCAACGCUGAAUUUUGAACGACUUUUAGAUACGGACUUCUGAUCCAACGAUUUCUUUGAAAUUUCUCUGGCAUAUUUUAGUACUAUAUCAAUAAAAGCCGAUACCAGAAAUUUUAUUUAGAAGUUAUGAGCCAAAAUUUUUACCGGACGUUAUUUUCAAAACAGUAGGAUCUACUUAUGCGCUUAUUUCGCAAAAAAAUAUUUACCAGCAAUGAAAUCGAAGUAUUUCAAAUUAUUGCUGAAGGAUAUCGGUAAUGUUUUACAAAGUUUCCGAGCCAUCGCGUUAAAAACGAUAGAGUUAUGAUGAAAAGGUUGUCAUAGCUUAAAUAAGACCGAAUGCAUUUAUUAUAUCAUCAGUACGGAUUUUUUUUUUUUUAACUAUUGAGGAAAUCGUAUUUUAUAUUCAGCAUCAUACAGAGCUGUAUUUACAAACCUUGGUGCAAGUGGGAGACUGGGCCCAACUUCUCUUGGUAGUCACUAUAGUGGUCAGGUUCACGACGGUCAAGUUACAUUGGUCAGUGGUAUUCAACGAUGGACUGUACCACACACAGGUGACUACAGGAUAGAGGCAAUAGGAGCUGCAGGGGGAUAUGGCAUAAGAAGCAAUGACCAGUAUCGCGGCCGAGGUGCCAGAUUAAGAGGAACUUUUCGCUUAUCCAAAGGAGAAACAAUAAAGAUACUUGUUGGUCACGAAGGAAGUACUACUCUAAAGAGUGAAAGCUCAGGUGGUGGAGGAGGUACGUUUGUAGUGAGUGGAAGUAACACGCCUUUGAUAGUAGCUGGAGGAGGAGGUGGCAUAGAAACUGCUAAAUCAAGACAUUUGGGAUGCGAUGCUUCCACAGGGACGGCAGGGAAUGCUGGGUAUAGGUCAUGGUCGGGAGGGAGUGGUGGACAAGGAGCAACGACCGCUGACAGUGGUAACUCAGGUAAGCUGAGUCUGCGAAAAGCUCAGUGAUGCCACCACGACAGUGGCAAUCUAUGCUAACCUUCGCAUCUAACUUCAUUAAACUUCUUCCAUUUAGAGCUUUACCUUAGCCUUUAAAGGUCUUUUGAGCUUGGGCGCUCGGUCACUUUUACAGUUUCGCGUUAUACUACGCAAUAAAAUGUUUUUAGGAGGUAAAAUGAUAAUUUACACCAAUCGCAGUGAUUAACCGUUCAGUAGAGACCUCCAAUUGCUAAAAAUGUUCCAAUUUGAAAACGUCGAUAAUUUUCAACCGAAAACUGUAGUAAGCCGCCUUAAAGGUCGUUGACUUUGGCAAACUUUAAGGUGGCUCUUUCUAGUUGCUUCGCGUGGGGUGCCCAUCGAGCCCGCGCCCAUCUCACUUUGUACGCGCGAGAGAAACAAAGCAAAUAUGGCGCCGCGCAUCUAUAUUUUCGUGUAAGUUUGCUUUUGUUCAAAAUUUACUCAAGAGUAUGCUUUGUUUAAGAUAAAAUUAGUUUUUUAUCAGACAAUAUAUAGUGUAAAACCUUUGCUUAAACGCAUGUUUUCAAGAGUGAAAAAACCUAAGCUCAAUGCGUUAAUUUCGAAAGGAAUACUCGCAUGUGCACUGUGAUUGAUCUUGACGGGGAUUGGAAAAGCAAGGACUCGCCCUAACUACUAGCAAAACUUCAAAAACAAGAAGCCAGAGUACUACCACAGUCAACCAUAGUUUAUUUUCUUGGCUAUAUAUUGUAUCUUCAAUCAUGUUUUACUCCACGGCUACUGUGUAGCGCUCUUACAAGAGUGACGAAAACUGUUUCGGAAAACGUAAAGUGAGUCUCCUUCAAACAAUUUCGUCUAUAUGCCACUUCGUGUUUUUGCUUAUGUUGAAACGUAAGUCCAGAUGGCUAUAUUUUCAGACUACCAAACGGGUUUACUGAACCUUACAAAAACGCACAAAUAUGCACGCGUGUAAUUUUCUCUCACCGGCUCUGCAAGAACGGUAAGAAAAAUCACCAGAUGCCCGUAAGCGUACACGGUAAAAUCAGAGGUAGUGAAGACAAAAACGCAUAAGUAACCCGCGAUCUUACAGAGUUCAGACGCAAACACGGAAACGCGAGUUGGAAUUUCUGAAACCUCGAAGCGUUUUACAAGAAAUCCGCGCCGGUGACCCCCUCUUUUUAUUGUCUUGAUAUUUUACUAGAGUUAAUAAGAGGAAACGACAGAAAAAAAAAUGAAUUAAUUCUAUGAAGAGAAACUCACUGCGCAAUUCAAUUCAAUUCAAUUCAAUUUUAUUAUUCACACUUUGUAAAAUAUUUACUUUAUAUAUAGUAAGGUAGGAAUACACUAAUAAAGUAGAAGAAGAAGGAAAAAAAGGAAAAUUAAUGGCUUGGGUAGAAGUGUACGGUGGUCAGAGGAGCUUAGCUUUCGAGCUAACCACCGCUAUAUUAUGACUGGAAAUACAUUAUAAACGUGCACUUGGUGCCGUGGCAACUAUGGACGAUUAUGCCAGCAGUCAGGUUAUGUGAGACAGUCAUAUUACAAUUGUUACCUUUGAGAGCUAACUAGAAUUCGCUUAUAUUCUUUUUUGAACUUUUGGUAGCUAAGAGUUUUUAUCUUAGUAGGAAUCUCUUCCCAAGUUUUGGUUAUGGCAAACUUAAAUGUGUGUUUGCCGUAAUUUGACCUUACACGUGGUACGUGAGAGUUAAGAUUUGAGGCAUAUCUGGUAUUGUGUGAGUGAAUAUCAGACACCUUUACGAGGUAGUUUUGAAACACUUCAGGGAUAUUGGCUUCAUUCUGUGAGAUUUUGUGAGCUAGCAAGGAGAUUUUGAGUUUAAAAAUGCUAUCUAUGUUAAGUAUGUCUAGAAGUUUGAGGUAGGGUGCACUACUUUCUCUAUUAUGGCUAAAAAAUAUGCAGCGUAUACAUUUAUUUUGUUUUGUUUGAACUUUAGUUAAUCUACUUGGGUAUGUGUUUCCCCAGCUCAUAAUUCCAUAAUGAAGGUAGGGGUAGAUAAGUGAGUAAUACAUUUGUUUGAGGGUGUUUAAAGUUAAGAAAUGGCGUAAUCUGAAAAGGAUUCCCAAGUUUUUAGAUAUUUUGUUGUUAAUGUGCUGCAUGUGGGAAGCCCAAUUUAGAUUUUUGUCAAUGUAGAUACCUAGGUAUUUGAUGUAGUUCUUUUCUUCAAUAUUGUGUAAAUUAAGCUUAAGUUUAUUUGCUUUUUGGGGGAAGGAGACUGUCAUAUAGUGGGUUUUCUUAACGUUUACAGAACGUUUAUUAGCAAAGCAGUAGCUAGGAAGAUGGUUGGAUUCCUCAUUUAUAGUUUUUUCAAUUAAGGUCCUGUCGAGAAUUGGAAGAGUAGAAGAGAGUGGAAGUGGUGUCAUCAGCAAAUGUUCUAAUAUUUGACUUUUCUAAACAAUUGGGCAUGUCAUUAUGCACUAAAUGUCAGAUAACAAGGGAAACAGUUAGUUUUGUUUUCCCGAGAGUCCUGGUGUUUACCGAGACGAAGUCGAGGGAAACAUCAGGACUCGAGGGAAAACAAAACUAACUGGUUUCCCGAGGGACCUCACAUUAAGUGUUUUGUUAUAUUUCUAGACUUUCACUUCAACAACAACAAAAGAAUAACCGGAGCGAACCAAAACAGUCGACUCGGUACUUAUAACACAAAUUUAAUUCUCAAAACCACUGAAUGAAUGAUUUACAAACAAAAGUACUUUCCUUAUAUUAUCUGCAUCUUUUUCCUCCACUAGCUGCUGUUUUUCGUCUGGGAACUUCUGGGAUGACUUUAAAAAUCGUUGCUUUUUAGCUUGAGGCUUCGUGUUGGUGUUGUUGUGUUCAUUCACGAAAAAGAAAACUGGCAGGACCUGGCGGUGUUUUUCCCGCCUUCUGUCACGCCACUUUCCACCAUGCUUCGAUCACGUGCUGCAAUGUAUCCUGUGAGGGAUACAUUGUUUAAUGUAUCACGAUCGGGAUACAUUGAUUUUAGUCAAGGCCACGUGACCAAGAAUCAACCAAUGGCAGUCCCUGUUUAGUUGAGUGAAAGUCUAGGAAUAUAACAAUGAUAUAUGUCAAAUGUCCCAUUUUCCCCUUUUACAAAAGAUCCGUUUGAAGAAGUUUUUAAAAUAAUUGUAAAUUUUUCUUUUGUAAUGCCAAACUAGCUAUCGUAAAAAAUAGGGUUCACUGGCUUAUUUUCAAGUGAUUUUCAAUGAAAUGCAGGUAUGGGAUACGCGUUGGAUACGUUACCAUGGUAACCGUUAAUGAAGAAAGUGUUGUUAUCGCCGGCUUCGUUCUCUGUACUUUCAAGUGUUAAAACCGCCAAAAAAGGUGAAAACUGGUACGAGUCACCUUAAGUGAAAUGGGUAGUAGUCGCCUUUAUAAAUGACAAAUUAGUAUUUAGAAGAUAACUAAAAUCCAGGCCUAAACUCCAUUCGGAGGAAAUCCGGUUUCCUGUGAAUCCAAAGAGGCCAUUUCAGUGGUUUACGGUGGCACAUCUUCUUCUAUCAAUACAUUCAUAUUGCUAUUUUUAAAAUUAAAGAAGACUCAAGAAAUCCACCUGCGCAUGUAAUGUUAUUUGUAUUUUAGGUGGUGGCGGUGGCGGAUUUUAUUCCAGUGGAAGAAGCUCAAGGCAGUUCGGAGGCUCAAUGGGGAAUGGCGGAGAAGGAGGCGAAGGAUUUCUUCAUGGAGGAGUGGGUGGAAGAGCCUGGUAUAACAAUGCUGUAGGAGGAUUUGGAGGAGGAGGAGGUGCAUAUGGAGGUUCAGGCGGAGGGGGUGCUGGAGGUGGAGGAGGAUACUCUGGGGGAAGUAGCGGGGAUAAUGAACAUGACUCCUGUGGAGGAGGGGGAGGAUCUUACAACAAUGGAAAGAAUCAGCAGAAUGAAUGCUGUUAUAAAACAGCUAGGCAUGGUCAGGUGACCAUAACAUUAAUAUAG
Molecule: messenger RNA, 12710 nt
Organism: Porites evermanni
Lineage: Eukaryota; Metazoa; Cnidaria; Anthozoa; Scleractinia; Poritidae
Source: the annotation of a GenBank genome assembly